This is a messenger RNA of Helianthus annuus (common sunflower), 2364 nucleotides long. Its product is annotated as 2,4-dichlorophenol 6-monooxygenase. Lineage: Eukaryota; Viridiplantae; Streptophyta; Magnoliopsida; Asterales; Asteraceae. The transcript has 11 exons. The coding region runs from base 331 to 2229 and encodes 632 amino acids. The record is from RefSeq and is a predicted model, not a curated record. Gene Ontology annotation, molecular function: FAD binding.
AAGGACCAUUUUUUUAGUUUUAUCAAAGAAAACAAAGAAGCAAAUCAGAGCUCACAAGGUAGAAAGAAACCUUCCUAAACCCUCACAAUCAACCAGCAAUGGGGGUUUUAGACCACACAAGCAGAAGAUUCAACACAUUUCUUCAUAUAAAAACCAGAAUAUAUAGAAAAUUUUCAUAUGAUUAUACACAAACGAGAGUAUUAUCAACAAAUUACUCCAACAACGCUCCGAUUUUGCCGGUUUUGAUCGUCGGUGCCGGUCCGGUUGGACUCGUUCUCUCUGUCCUUCUUACAAAAUUAGGUAUUAAGUGUGCAGUUGUGGAAAGAAGCAAUGAAUUCUCCAAACAUCCACAAGCACAUUUUAUCAAUAAUAGGUCUAUGGAGAUUUAUUUGUCAGAUUUUUCGCAAAUUAGAUGGCUUAGCAGAGGAAAUUCAAAGGUCUCAACCGCCUGUAGAACUUUGGAGGAAGUUCAUAUACUGUACAUCACUGACUGGUUCUGUUAUAGGGUCAGUUGACCAUAUGCAAAGUCAAGACUUUGACCAGAUUGUCAGUCCAGUAUCUGUGGCCCAUUUCUCGCAAUACAAACUUAACGCAUUGCUAAUUAAACAUCUCGAAGCCAUUGGAUUCACAAUUCGUAACGAGGGAUUGAAUCAUAGACACCUGGCGGAAAGGGAGAUAUUGAUGGGACACACUUGUACAUCAGUUGAACCUACUGAUAACUUUAUUAAUGUAACCACAUCUUCUGUUACGGAAGGGAACCACAUAGAGAAUCAAAUCCCGUGUAGAUUCCUAGUUGGCGCUGACGGUGCAGGAAGUACAGUCAGAAAUCUUGUUGGAAUAGAACUGAGAGGUGAAAAAGACAUACAAAAGCUUGUUAGUGUCCAUUUUUUAAGUCGAGAACUUGGACGGUAUUUAAUGUAUGAGAAACCUGGCAUGCUAUUUUUUAUUUUUAAUCCUGGAGCCAUUGGGGUUCUUGUUGCUCAUGAUUUGAAGCAAGGAGAAUUUAUAUUGCAGAUGCCGUUCUAUCCACCACAACAGAUGUUUGAGGAUUUCACAUCUGAGACAUGUAAGAAGUUAAUCUUCAAAUUAGUAGGGCAUGAGCUGGCAGACAUUAAUGUGGUAGACAUAAAACCAUGGGUGAUGCAUGCUGAAGUUGCUGAGAAGUAUCUUGCCUGUGACAAUCGUAUAAUCCUAGCUGGCGAUGCUGCUCAUCGGUUUCCUCCAGCUGGUGGUUUUGGGAUGAAUACCGGAAUUCAAGAUGCUCAUAACCUUGCAUGGAAACUGGCUGCAGUCAUCAAGGGCAUCGCUCCAAUGUCUAUUCUUCCCACUUAUGAGAUGGAGCGUAGGCCGAUUGCACUUUUCAAUACUGAUCUCAGCAUCCAAAAUUUUCAAGCAGCAAUGGCGGUUCCCGCUGCACUUGGGCUUGAUCCAGCUACUGCAAAUUCAGUACAUCAAGUUAUCAAUAACACAGUAGGUUCAAUCCUACCAUCAACAGUUCAAAAGACUUUGCUAGAUGGAAUUUUCAGUUUAGGCCGUGCACAACUGUCGGAUUUUGUUUUAAACGAGAAUAAUCCUCUUGGAUCUUCUAGACUUGCUAAAGUAAGACGCAUUUUUGAAGAAGGAAAAAGCCUUCAGCUGCAGUUCCCUGCAGAGGAUUUAGGUUUCAGGUACCGUGAAGGAGCAUUGGUACCCGAAAUUGACAGUGAGGGCGCACCGAUUAAACCAGAACCACCUAUGGGUCGUAGACGGGAGUAUAUUCCUUCAGCAGAUCCAGGCUCGAGGUUACCUCAUAUGAAUGUUAGGGUAUUAUCCGAAGUCAAAAAAGAGGUGAUAAUUUCCACAUUGGAUCUUAUAUCUAGAGACAAAGUCGAGUUUCUUCUCAUAAUUGCACCAAUAGAUUCAUCCUAUCGGUUAGCUCAUGUUGUACUAAAAGUGGCGAAUGAACAUAACAUUUUGGUUAAGGUUUGUGUUAUGUGGCCAAACGGUUUAGUGAACGAGGAUGCAAGAACAAAAACAUCAUUGGCACCAUGGGAAAACUAUGUUGAUGUUGUCGAGGUUAGACAACCGUCAAAUUCAUCAUCGUGGUGGGAUAUUUGUAAAAUGACACAUCGGGGUGCCAUUUUGGUCAGGCCCGAUGAUCACAUUGCUUGGCGUGUGAAAUCCGCUGUGGUUGGUGAUGUUACAGUCGAAAUGAAAAAGGUUUUCUCGGCCAUUUUAGGAUUAUUAUAAGCCAUGAUAUUGUGGGCGAAGAACUGAAUGCAUGGUGCUGUAAUUUUUAAAAGUAAAUAUUAUGAGUUAUUUAAUUUGUGAACUUGAUCCUUGAAAAUGUAAUUUUAAAUAACAAACUCAAUGUUUUUGAUUGAA